CUAGUUUUACAGACCCUCACGCAGAUGAGUAAUUCAUGGGGACCGUUAUUCGGUUGUAAUGGUUUUGUUUUGUGAUAGCUACUGUUUCCCUUUGACUCUGUCGUUUCAAAUGUAGUUUUAUUAGACUCUGAAGAUAAGUUUAAAUGUAGUUUCUCAAGUCUUUAGUGAAGCAGUAGAACAGUAGAAUCUUUUGUUUUAGUUAUCAUCGCAUCUCUACAUCAGCGGUCUUAAGGAUGUACCAAAGACUGUCCGGAGUUCUGGCUCAGAAAAGAGGCCUUCUGGAUGUUUUUUUCAUGUUCUUAUCCAUUUCUUUGACUCAUUCCUUCAACAUUGACUUACAACAUCCCAUGGUAUUUCGAGGACCAAAUGCGACGUUUUUUGGAUACUCAGUUUUGGAACAUUAUCAUGAUAAUACGCGCUGGAUUCUUGUAGGUGCUCCCAGGGCCAACUCCUCCUUCAGUAGUUCUGUACACUCUCCAGGAGCUGUAUUCAAGUGUCGCAUCCAUAGCAACCCAGAGCGACGCUGUACUGAGAUGGACUUGGGCAGAGGAAAUAAGCAGAGGGAGUCAUGUGGGAAGACAUGCCAAGGUGACCGUAGUGACGAGUGGAUGGGGGUUAGUCUGGCCAGGCAGGACAAACCCAAUGGCAAAAUUCUGGCUUGUGCUCACCGCUGGAAAAACGUCUACUAUGAGUCUGAGCACAUUUUGCCACAUGGCUAUUGCUCCAUCAUUCCCCCAACACUACAGGGAAAAACACAAGCUCUCAUUCCAUGUUAUGAAGACUAUAAGAAGAUGUAUGGGGAAGAGCAUGGCUCGUGCCAAGCGGGGAUAGCUGGUGUUUUUACGGAGGAACUGGUUGUCAUGGGGGCUCCAGGCUCAUACUACUGGAUUGGGACAGUUAAAGUAUUCAACAUGACCUCAAAUACUCAGUACAACCUCAACAGAGAAGACCUAACCUCUCGAGGUUACAGUUAUCUUGGUUAUGCAGUAACAGCUGGUCACUUCUCCUCACCUUCAGCCAUUGAUGUAGCAGCUGGUGCUCCCCAAGACAGUGGUGGUGGAAAGGUUUACAUCUUCAGAAUUGAGGGUACAUCUCUGGUUAAGGUUUUUGAAGCCUCUGGGAAAAUGAUGGGCUCAUACUUUGGCUCCUCAUUAUGCGCAGUUGACGUGAAUGCGGACGGCCUAUCAGACCUGCUGGUAGGAGCUCCCAUGCACAGUGAGAUCCGAGACGAAGGCCAGGUGUCUGUGUACCUCAGCAGGGGCAAUGGAGUGAUGGAAGAGGUGGAGAUUUUGAAAGGUGAUAAUGCAUACAAUGCCCAUUUUGGAGAGUGUAUUGCUACAAUUGGAGACAUUGAUGAUGACGGUUACCAAGAUGUGGCUAUAGGUGCUCCCAAAGAGGAUGACUAUGGUGGAGCAGUUUACAUUUACCACGGCGAUGCAAAGGGGAUCGUAAAUAAAUACUCCAUGAGACUCUCUGGACACAGCAUCAACCCCAUACUGAAAAUGUUUGGCCAGUCAAUAUCUGGCAAUGUGGACAUGGAUGGAAAUGGAUAUCCAGAUGUGACUAUUGGAGCAUUCAUGGGUGAUAGUGUUGUGUUGCUCAGGUCCAGACCAGUAAUCACUGUGGAUGUAUCUAUUUUCCUGCCUGCGUCCAUCAAUAUCUCAGUACCACAGUGUCAUGAGGGCUCCCAGAACCUGAACUGCUUUAAUGUGAUCGUCUGUUUGCGUUUCCGUGGGAAACAUGUGCCCGGACAGAUAGAGCUGCUGUAUAAUCUCACCGCUGAUGUGGAGAAGAGACAGAAGGAGCUGGCCUCCCGAGUUUACUUCUCACAGAACGGUGAACAGACUGGUGUUAUUAGCCAGCAGCUCAGUUUGGACAUCAACAAUGAAGAGUGUCAUCGCUAUACGUCCUACGUCAGGAAAGAGGUGAAGGAUGUGUUUGCUCCCAUCACAUUUGAGGUGGCCUACAGCUUAGGAAAGCAUAUACUGGAUGGACACCAGGAACGUGACCUUCCUCCUCUCCUGCCUGUUCUGCGCUGGAAAAAAGGGGAGAAAAUUGCUGCAAGGAAUGAUACCUGGUUUGAGAAGAACUGUCUGUCUGAGGACUGUGCUGCUGAUCUGAGGCUCCAAGGGAAGCUGCUGCUGUCUGGGGUCCACAUUCGACCUUAUCUGGCCCUUGGAGGGGUGAAAAAUGUUUCCCUCAAUCUGACCAUCUCGAAUGCUGGUGAUGAUGCCUAUGACACAAACAUCUACCUAAACUUCUCAAGAGAGGUUCAUUACAUCAACUUCAUACAGCGGGAAGAGAAGGGCAUUUCCUGUGAACUAGUUGAGCUGGACUUCCUCAAAUGCAGUGUGGGAUUUCCUUUCAUGAGAGCACAGACCAAGUACCACCUCUCAGUGCUUUUUGACACAAGUCGUCUCUCUGGUGAAAAUGAGACUUUGCAAUUUUUAGUCCAUGCAAGAAGUGCAAAUCCAGAACAUGAGAGCAAACUGCUGGACAACACAUUGGAAUUAUCAAUCCCUCUGGUUCAUGAAGUGGAUACGGCAAUCACCGGUGUGGUCACACCCACCUCCUUUGUGUAUGGAAACUCCAUUGAUGCAUCUCGUUUUGUCCAGCUGGAGGGCAUGGACUGCAACUUCCAGUCUCUUAACUUCACAUUCCAGGUGAUAAACAAUGGUCCUAGUAGACUGCCUGGCUCCAAAGUGGACAUCAGGAUACCGAACCGUCUAGCUGGCAACGGAGCUGACAUGUUCCACAUCAUAGACACACAAGUGGAAGAUGGACGAGGGAACUGUACACCUCACAAGAACCCCACGCCCUGCAGUAUCCCCCAGGACAGAGAGAGCAUCUUCCAUACCAUCUUCGCCUUCUUCACUAAAUCAGGGAGGAAAGUCGUGGAUUGUGAUCGACCAGGAAGAGCAUGUCUAACUCUCUCUUGUACCUUGGGAUCGCAAGCCAAAGAGGAAGCUAUAAGCAUAGAUGUGCAAAUUCUACUGAACACAGAAAUACUUAAGAGGGACAGUUCCUCAGUGAUCCAGUUUGUGACGAGGGGCCACGUCCAAGUUGACAACAACAGAGCCAUGGAGGUUCCCAAUGGCCUUUUAGAAGAAACAUCUCUGGUAUUCGAGGCGCUGCAUAGUCAGGAGCCGAGGGGCUAUGUGGUGGGCUGGAUCAUUGCCAUCAGUCUUCUGGUGGGAAUUCUCAUCUUCCUGCUGCUAGCCGUGCUGCUCUGGAAGAUGGGCUUUUUCAGGCGGCGGUACAGAGAGCUCAUCGAAGCGGAAAAGAACAGGAAAGACAGUGAUGAAAGCUGGGACUGGGUCCAGAAAAGCCAAUAAGUGCUGGGACUAGAUCCAGAAGAGCCAAUGAGAGCUAGGAUUGGGUCCAACAGAUCCAAUAAGCUGCUGCCUUCAACAUGGCCAUCCCUCACGACCCAGGCCGUCCAGUCUUCCAUAUGUGGAAGAGAAGAAUAUUCUCCAAAUUUUUCGGAGGUUUGACACUUUUUCAUAGAUGGUGAUCUAGCUGACAUUUGAGGUGACUACGUGGCUUGCCAAGAAAAGACUUGCAGUGGAAUUCCAUUCAUCCCGGUGGAGGAACUGCUAUACCAGUGGGAUCGCAGUGACAGAAAGAGAAAUAAAAGACUUCCUCGAACGGAUGUGGAUAUUAUGUCAAUACUAGCAGACAAUAAAACCCUCAGGGCGCUGUUACAGAGCAAAAUCUAUUUUUUAUACAUGUAUUCCAUGUUGUAUAGGAGAGCUUUGAGAGGGCUUGGGUUGCUUCAUUGGCCCGACGGACAUAUUCUUUGUUUUUGAAAGCACUGAUGACUGAUAUUUGCCAAAGAGCUGAUGCUAUAUAUCCUUUUUUCUUUCCCCCAUUUUUUUGGCCACAGAUGGACUCUCUACCUCUGUGAGAGACAAUGCAUACAGAAUGCACAUUAGAACGACAAAUGAAAACUAAUACCGAUUUAAAAAUGCUUGAUAUUUUUGCCCAGUGUAAAACAUUAGCUAUACCUGAGAAAGUAUAGAUAGUUAUCAAACAUGAAAGAGUUCCUUGCUAAUGACAACACCAACUUGUCAGUGAGUCUGGCUUUAUAUGUGACCACAGUGUAUUUUCAAUAUUCAAAAUGAUUUCAGAGUGCUGGGGUAUGAUAAGUACAGUUAGAUUUCUGAUUUUGUCUUUGUUCAGUGCUCACCAACACACCAGUAAUCUAAGUACAGAGUAUGUAAAUCCUACACAUGCAUUUUAAUGUCAUUCCUUAUCUGUUAAUGAAGAAAGAAAAAGAAAGUUUCAGAUCCCUUGUAUCAGCUCACCCAGUACUCAUAACAGUCAAGUUUUGAAUUUUUUCCAACCUUGCACUGGAUUUAACACUGAUGGACUGACUGAUGCCUAUUUGAUGCAAUAUAAUAUAUGAUAUUAUUCUCAUUGAUAACACUGUUCUAUCAUACUGAACAGAUUUUGACUUCUUUGAUGCACAUAAGUAGCAGUUACUCUAUUUUGUCACCCAGCCUUGUCGUUUCUGAAUCAAGUUUAGCUGAACUGAUCGUUCAUUGAGUGUAGGUCACUUUAUUGCUUAUAUGUCCAUCAGUGCACAACAGCAAAAUCAUCCACUGUACAGUAAAAUAUAUUUGACAUUAUUA
This is a messenger RNA of Chanos chanos (milkfish), 4634 nucleotides long. It is a transcript of the gene itga9, whose product is annotated as integrin, alpha 9. Gene Ontology annotation, cellular component: integrin complex; external side of plasma membrane. The record is from RefSeq and is a predicted model, not a curated record. The transcript has 28 exons. Gene Ontology annotation, molecular function: integrin binding. Lineage: Eukaryota; Metazoa; Chordata; Actinopteri; Gonorynchiformes; Chanidae. Gene Ontology annotation, biological process: integrin-mediated signaling pathway; cell-cell adhesion; cell adhesion mediated by integrin. Bases 234 to 3335 code for a protein of 1033 amino acids.